AUGCCUCUUCCCGACGCGUCGCCGACUCUUCCGUCGUUUCGGAAGCAGCAUCUGCUGGUCGAGUUCUCCAGCCUGCGAUUCGCCCAACUCGAUGGCGUUUUCGUGAGCAUCACCCCCGGCGAUCCUUCGCUCUGGGUCGGCAUCAUUUUUGUACGCAAAGGUCCCUAUGCGCCAGCAGUGCUGCGUUUCCAGAUAUCCUUCCCAGCAAGCUACCCGUCGUUGCCUCCCCUCGUGACCUUCUCCACCGACGUCUUCCAUCCGCUACUCACGCCACUCACGACGUACACUUACACGACCGGCUCGUCAGACACGGAUACCGUCAGUGCCACAGAUGAGGAAAGGCUGCCACCGGGUGGGUUUAGUCUUCGACACGGAUUCCCGCAAUGGUUUGGGCGUGCUCGACGGUCUGCAGCGAGCUCCCGUAAUGUGAGCGGAUCAGGCCUGGACAGUCCCACGCAGAGCCAUACCCCCGUACUCUCGCCGGACGGCAAGCACGGCGCGACAGCCACGACAGAUAUGGGUUCUAUUGCCGGUCCGCUUGGGAAGGACGUGUCCAUUGUCAGGGUUCUAGAGUACAUCCGCACCACCUUCAGCGAUGAGCGGGUCCUUGACUCAAUCCCUGUAGAAGCUGCAGCAAAUCCGGGCGCAUAUCAUGCUUGGCGGGCUUAUCGCGCGGCUAGCUUGCAGGCACAGCAAAUCCCGCCCAACGCUCCAACAUCUAGCUCUCAGGCGAAUUCAACGGGCAAGACGAACGAAGGCUCGACGCUAGGCAGGAACCGCCGUCCGGGCGAAUGGAACUGGGAGGGCGUGUGGGAGGAGCGUGUUAGGAAAGCAGUGAAAGCAAGCCUAUCCGAGCCUGUGUUGUUCGGCGGGCCCGCAGGAGAGGAUAUCAUCCGUUUCCGGGACGCGGGUGAAGAGGCCAUGGCGAAGAUGAAAGAACAGCUGGAGCUGGUGCUCUCGAGGACCGCAGUCUGA
Trematosphaeria pertusa is the source of this 975-nucleotide messenger RNA. RefSeq lists its product as uncharacterized. The record is from RefSeq and is a predicted model, not a curated record. NCBI's taxonomy places the organism in Eukaryota, Fungi, Ascomycota, Dothideomycetes, Pleosporales, Trematosphaeriaceae. Bases 1 to 975 code for a protein of 324 amino acids. The transcript has 4 exons.